AUGUCAAAGCGAGGCUACCCGGAGGGCGGGUUCUACGACCGCCGGCGCGACGACCGGCGCGACCGUCGUGACGAUUACGAUUACGACCGCCGAGACCGCCGCGACUAUGGCGGCCACGGCCACGGCGGCGGCAGCGGCAGCAGCUAUAGCUACUACGGCAGCGGCAGUGGCUUCAGCGGCAGCAACGGCAACGGCUACCACAACGACCGCGAUAUUAGUCGCGGCUAUGGCGCUCCCAGCAGCUCUGCCGCUCCCAGCAGCUCUGCACGUCCCAGCAGCUCUGCCAAUCCCAGCGGCCACCGCGGCGGCGAGGGCGGCGGCGGGGAGGGCGGUGGUGAGGGCGGCGGUGAGGGCGGCGGCGGCGAGGGCGGCGGUGAGGUCGGUGGCGGGGAGGGUGGUGGUGAGGGCGGCGGAGAGGGCGGCGGCGGAGAGGGUGGUGGUGAGGGCGGCGGAGAGGGCGGCGGCGGAGAGGGUGGUGGUGAGGGCGGCGGCGAGGGCGGCGGCGGAGAGGGCGGCGGCGAGGGCGGCGGCGAGGGCGGUGGCGGGGAGGGCGGCGGUGAGGGCGGUGGCGGAGAGGGUGGUGGUGAGGGCGGCGGAGAGGGCGGCGGCGGAGAGGGUGGUGGUGAGGGCGGCGGCGAGGGCGGCGGCCGGGAGGGCGGCGGCGAGGGCGGCAGCGAGGGCGGCGGCGGAGAGGGCGGCGGCGAGGGCGGCGGUGAGGGCGGCGGCGGAGAGGGCGGCGGCGAGGGCGGUGGCGGGGACGGUGGUGGUGAGGGCGGCGGAGAGGGCGGCGGCGGAGAGGGUGGUGGUGAGGGCGGCGGUGAGGGCGGCGGCGGGGAGGGUGGUGGUGAGGGCGGCGGCGAGGGCGGCGGCGGGGAGGGCGGCGGCGAGGGCGGCGGCGAGGGCGGCGGCGGCGAGGGCGGCGGCGAUGGCGGUGGCGGGGAGGGUGGUGGUGUGGGCGGCGGCGAGGUCGGCGGCGGAGAGGGCGGCGGCGAGGGCGGCGGCGAGGGCGGCGGCGGGGAGGGCGGCGGCGAGGGCGGCGGUGAGGGCGGCGGCGGAGAGGGCGGCGGUGAGGGCGGUGGCGUGGAAGGUGGUGGUGAGGGCGGCGGAGAGGGCGGCGGCGGAGAGGGUGGUGGUGAGGGCGGCGGUGAGGGCGGCGGCGGAGAGGGCGGCGGGGAGGGCGGCGGCGAGGGCGGUGGCGGGGAGGGCGGCGGCGAGGGCGGCGGUGAGGGCGGCGGCGGUGAGGGCGGCGGCGAGGGCGGUGGCGGAGAAGGUGGUGGUGAGGGCGGCGGAGAGGGCGGCGGCGGAGAGGGUGGUGGUGAGGGCGGCGGUGAGGGCGGCGGCGGGGAGGGUGGUGGUGAGGGCGGCGGCGAGGGCGGCGGCGGGGAGGGCGGCGGCGAGGGCGGCGGCGAGGGCGGUGGCGGGGAGGGCGGCGGGGAGGGCGGUGGCGGGGAGGGUGGUGGUGUGGGCGGCGGCGAGGGCGGCGGCGGAGAGGGCGGCGGCGAGGGCGGCGGUGAGGGCGGCGGCGGAGAGGGCGGCGGCGAGGGCGGUGGCGGGGAAGGUGGUGGUGAGGGCGGCGGAGAGGGCGGCGGCGGAGACGGUGGUGGUGAGGGCGGCGUGAUUACGCCGGCGACGGGCAGCUGUGAGGGCGGCGACGGGGAGGGCGGCGGCGAGGGCGGCGGCGAGGGCGGUGGCGGGGAGGGCGGCGGCGUAGAGGGCGGCGGGGAGGGCGGCGGCGAGGGCGGCGGCGGGGAGGGCGGCGGCGAGGGCGGCGGUGAGGGCGGCGGCGGGGAGGGCGGCGGCGAGGGCGGUGGCGGGGAGGGUGGUGGUGUGGGCGGCGGCGAGGGCGGCGGCGGAGAGGGCGGCGGCGAGGGCGGCGGUGAGGGCGGCGGCGGAGAGGGCGGCGGCGAGGGCGGCGGCGAGGGCGGUGGCGGGGAGGGCGGCGGCGAGGGCGGCGGUGAGGGCGGCGGCGGAGAGGGCGGCGGCGAGGGCGGUGGCGGAGAAGGUGGUGGUGAGGGCGGCGGAGAGGGCGGCGGCGGAGAGGGUGGUGGUGAGGGCGGCGGUGAGGGCGGCGGCGGAGAGGGCGGCGGCGAGGGCGGCGGCGAGGGCGGUGGCGGUGAGGGCGGCGGCGAGGACGGUGGCGAGGAGGGUGGUGGUGCGGCGGCGCAGAAGACGGAGUCCGUCUCGUGGCCGCCGAUGCUGUACAUCUCGGGCAUCAAGGGAGUGCUGGAGGACUCGGCCGGAAAGCUGAAGGUUCGCUUCGGCAAGUGGGGACCUGACGUGCAGUGCCCAGUCUACCGAGGCCCGUUCACCGGGGACGCGGAGAUGAAGAUCGCGGACGCGACCAAGAUGCGGGACCAGGAGAUGCAGCGGGUGAUGGAGUCGGCCAACGAGGAGAGGGAGUCGGCGGUGGCCAAGGCGAAGGAGGAGGAGGCCAAGCGGCUCGCACUUGAGGCGGCGCAGGCCGCGCGCGACGCGAGCCUGCGCGAGCACCGGAUCAAGGUGGAGGAGCUGACGAGGCGGCUCGGCAAGGAGGAGGAGCAGACUCUCGUCGCGCAGGAGAAGCAGCGCGCGGCGGAGGAGAAGGAGCGCGAGGCGCGGAAGGAGCGCGAUCUCAUGCAGCGGGGCGCCGACGAGCUCACCGAGCUGAUGAGCAGUGCGCUGGCGCAGAAGGAGCGCGAGCUGCAGGCGCACAAGAAGACGUGUCAGCUGGCCGACGGCAGCGCGGGCGCAGAGGCGGCGAAGAAGGAGUACGAGCGGCUGAAGGCGGAGCUGCAGAGCACCAGAGAAGAGAAGAUGAAGAGAGAGCGUGAGAUGAAGGAGGAGAUCGCGGCCAAGGAGGAGGAGAGGAAGGCGGCGGAGGAGGCGGCGGAGGGCUCCGAGUACCAGCAGUAUCGCAACGACCACCUCUACCUCAAGGACAUGCUCGUGACCAUGUACGAAAAGAUCUCGAGGCACCCGAAGCACGAGUACGCGUUCAGUAAUGGGCUCCACCCCUUCAAGACUUUUGGCGACGUGAAGGGUGUGGGAGAGCUGCUCUUCCCGAAAGGGUGCAACCAGAUGCAGAAGCUCGAGGCUGAGUGCCUGGACGGCUACCUUCAGCAUGGCUUCUGGGGCGAAACGACGAUGGACGCAUUUCCAAGCUGGCCUCCCUUCUCCGCGGCCAAGGGCUUGCGGCGGGAAGUGUGCGGCUUUUGGUCGAGUGGUCUGGGGUUCGAGCCCGGCCGGGCGAGUAGCGCGGAGCGCUCGCGGCGCAACGCGCGCGUGCAUGUGAGCGUGCAGGGAGCGAGUAUGGAGUGA
Messenger RNA from Emiliania huxleyi CCMP1516, 3297 nucleotides. RefSeq lists its product as hypothetical. The record is from RefSeq and is a predicted model, not a curated record. NCBI's taxonomy places the organism in Eukaryota, Haptophyta, Isochrysidales, Noelaerhabdaceae. Bases 1 to 3297 code for a protein of 1098 amino acids. The transcript has 7 exons.